GAGACCUGUGGGAUUCAAACCCUAAUCACAAUCACAAUGGUGCCCUCCUUGAAAGCCGUCGUCUUUGCGAGGCAGAUGGCGAAGAAGAUUCGCGUUACGACGCCGUUUACUCGCUUUCUCUCAACGGGGGACGACAAAAAGCAGCAGAACCCACCAGAGCCUUUACCCAACAGACCUUUGCGAGGGGAGAGAUCUCCUUCCAACUCCGCUAAGCCUUCUCAAACCCCUAAACUUGAAAACACACUAUCCGACCAUGGCUUCCUCGAACAGUUCAAGCUUGGUGUAUCCCAUCAGGAAGAGGAGCAAAAGCCCCAGGGGGAGGAAACAAGCCAGCCAUUACCGGAUCCUCAAGACUCGGACGAGAUCUUCAAGGCGAUGAAGGAAGGAGGUCUGAUUCCCAACGCAGUGGCCAUGCUUGAUGGGCUUUGCAAAGAUGGGCUUGUACAGGAAGCGAUGAAGCUAUUCGGGUCGAUGCGUGACAAGGGUACAAUCCCUGAGGUGGUUAUCUACACUGCUGUUGUGGAGGGCUUUUGCAAGGCUCAUAAAAUCGAUGACGCUAAGAGGAUUUUCAGGAAGAUGCAGACCGUUGGAAUAUCUCCGAACGCAUUCAGCUAUGGUGUCUUGGUUCAGGGAUUGUGCACUUGCAACAUGCUCGACGAUGCUGUUGAUUUCUGCGUUGAGAUGCUCGAGUCUGGUCACUCUCCCAACAUCCCCACUUUCGUUGGAUUGGUUGAUGCCUUGUGCAGAGAAAAGGGCGUCGAACAAGCCCGGUCCGCUAUUGACACGUUCAGCCAGAAAGGAUUUGCGGUUAAUUUAAAGACCGUCAAGGAGUUUAUGGAGAAGACGGCGCCGUUUCCGUCUCUGGCUUCGGAAGCCAUUUUCAAGAAGAAAUCAGUCGAGAAACCUUUCUAAUUGUUGCAGUCUCCAUCAGUGUGUACGCGACUUGUAGUAGCAACCCAGGGACAAAAAGUAUAAUAAAGACCUGAGGUUUCAGAUUAUCCAGUUCUGUUUCUUUGGCCUGUGAUACAUAUUAUAUCAAAUGGGUUACAAAAGUUGCAGA
Molecule: messenger RNA, 1060 nt
Organism: Raphanus sativus (radish)
Lineage: Eukaryota; Viridiplantae; Streptophyta; Magnoliopsida; Brassicales; Brassicaceae
Product: pentatricopeptide repeat-containing protein At4g38150
Exons: 1
Coding region: 37-912 (291 amino acids)
Molecular function (GO): protein binding
Source: RefSeq, a predicted model, not a curated record